GGAGGAGUGCCAUGUUGUGAUGUUGCGGUAUUUUUCACCUGUGUUUUUCGAUUUCAAAAGGUUUUUGCCGAACAAAUGAUCGGGUUUAAUUCUUUGGUGGAGUUGAGUAAUUAAUAUAAUUAUUUAAGAAAUUAGACGAGCUAUACUAGAACCAAAUCCUCGCUAUGCCAACUUUAAACAUCAACAAACAGCAGUUAUUCAAAGCUCUGGGUCACACUUACUCUGACGACGAAUUCCGUGAUCUAUGCUUCGAUUUUGGCUUAGAAUUGGACGAAAUUGUAUCGGAGAAAGUCCCUUCGAAAAAUCCAUCCUCAAAACAAGAAGUUGAAGAAAUUAUUUAUAAAAUUGAUAUCCCUGCCAACAGAUAUGAUUUACUGUGCAUAGAAGGUUUGAGUAAAGCCUUAUUAAUUUUUCAAAAAAAGUUGAUUGCUCCAGAAUAUAAACGUAUUUUGAAAGAAAAUGAUUGCAUUACGGUUCACAACAAUUCUAAAAAUACGCAGCAAAUCAGACCAUUCAUUGUAGCCGCUGUUUUAAGAAAUGUAACCCUAAACCAAGAAGGUUAUGACAGUUUCAUUGAUUUUCAAGACAAAUUGCAUCAUAAUAUCUGCCGUAAAAGAACGCUUGUGGCUAUUGGUACUCAUGACUUGGAUACCAUUAAACCUCCCAUUUAUUACGAUGCUAAACCUCCGAGUGAGAUUAAAUUUCGAGCUCUUAAUCAGAAAAAUGAACACUCAGCUGUUGAGCUUAUGGACAUCUACGCGAAUCACGCUCAAUUGAAACAAUAUGUGCCUAUUAUAAAAGAUAGUCCGGUGUAUCCUGUAGUGUUAGAUAGUGAAGGUGUCGUCCUAUCUUUACCACCUAUCAUCAAUGGAGAUCACUCUAAAAUUUCCGUCGAUACGAAAAAUAUAUUUAUUGAAUGUACAGCUACUGAUCUGACCAAAGCUAUCAUCGUAUUGGAUACGUUAGUCUGUGCAUUUAGCACAUAUUGCAAAGAACCGUUCACCGUAGAAGGCUGUAAAGUGACGUCGACCAGAGGAACAGAAUGGUUUCCUCAUUUAAAAUACCGUAAAGAAACGCUUAGCGUGAAGAAAAUCAAUGGUUAUCUCGGUGUCAAAAGUACAGAAUCUGAGAUUGUCGAAAUGUUGAAUAAAAUGUCUUUAAAUGCUCAAUCGGCCGAAGGUCAAAGUGUUGAAGUUAGAGUACCUCCUUCUAGACAUGAUAUUAUCCAUCCGUGUGAUAUUAUAGAGGACGUAGCUAUUAGCAUUGGAUACAAUAAUAUCCCUAAAGUUGUACCGUCUACCAGCACCGUUUCUAAUCAGUUUUCUUUGAAUAAACUCACUGAGCAGUUGAGAUAUCAUGUCGCCUUCAAUGGGUUUUCGGAAGCUUUGACAUUUUCUUUGUGUUCCAGAAACGAUAUCAGUUCCAAGCUAAGAAAAGAUCUCGAUCAAAUACCAGCGGUACACGUGAGUAAUCCUAAAACGCUGGAAUUCCAAGUUGCCAGAACAACGCUAAUACCUGGAUUAUUGAAAACCGUAUCAUCUAAUAAACAAUUACCCUUACCUAUCAGAGUAUUCGAAAUAUCAGACGUGGUAUUUAAAAUAAAAUCAGGUGUCGGAGCUCGUAAUGAAAGACAUCUCUGCGCAGUGUAUUACAGUAAAACCUCUGGAUUUGAAAUCAUUCACGGAUUACUAGAUAAAAUCAUGCAAUAUUUAGAAGUUCCUAGAGAUGCAGAAAAAGGCUACACUAUCAGAAGCGCCGAAGAUUCAACCUUUUUCCCAGAAAGGUGCGCCGAUAUUUUGUACAAGGGUGAGAAAAUCGGAGUGAUGGGUAUUUUACACCCAGAAGUCGUAACAGAAUUUGUUUUAGCGUUACCUUGUUCCUGUUUGGAAUUCAAUAUUGAACCUUUUGUUUAAAAUCGAAUAAAGUGUUCCGAGUGUU
Planococcus citri (citrus mealybug) is the source of this 1938-nucleotide messenger RNA. It is a transcript of the gene beta-PheRS, whose product is annotated as phenylalanine--tRNA ligase beta subunit. Gene Ontology annotation, molecular function: ATP binding; phenylalanine-tRNA ligase activity; magnesium ion binding. Gene Ontology annotation, cellular component: cytoplasm; phenylalanine-tRNA ligase complex. Lineage: Eukaryota; Metazoa; Arthropoda; Insecta; Hemiptera; Pseudococcidae. The transcript has 12 exons. Bases 165 to 1913 code for a protein of 582 amino acids. The record is from RefSeq and is a predicted model, not a curated record. Gene Ontology annotation, biological process: phenylalanyl-tRNA aminoacylation.